Molecule: messenger RNA, 964 nt
Organism: Mercurialis annua (annual mercury)
Lineage: Eukaryota; Viridiplantae; Streptophyta; Magnoliopsida; Malpighiales; Euphorbiaceae
Product: histone deacetylase complex subunit SAP18-like
Exons: 6
Coding region: 53-556 (167 amino acids)
Biological process (GO): negative regulation of DNA-templated transcription
Cellular component (GO): nucleus
Molecular function (GO): transcription factor binding; transcription corepressor activity
Source: RefSeq, a predicted model, not a curated record
ACCGAAUCGAAGGAAGUAGAAGAAGGAAAACGGCAAAUACAGAACAGAAAAAAUGGCAGCAACGGCGGCGGCACAACCAUCUUACCACCACGAACAGCUACCUCCACCACCACCGCUACCACCAAUACAGUCCAGAAAACCGUUCCCAUCUCAGGACAGAGCUCAUCCUCCUCCCCUUUACCGACACGGCCUCCAUAUUAUCGACCGCGAAAAGACUUGCCCGUUAUUGCUUCGAGUUUUUGUUAAGCCUGGAGGUCACCACAAGAUGGAAGAAUUUUCUGUGAGAGGCAAAGAACCGAAGGAGGAGGUUCAAAUUUAUACGUGGAGAGACGCUACCCUUCGUGAAUUAACUGAUCUCGUCAAAGAGGUUGUCCCUGAGGCAAGGAGACGAGAUGCGAGAUUGUCAUUUGCCUUUGUGUAUCCUGAUAAACAUGGCCGUCAUGUGUUGAGAGUGGCUGGAGUAACUCAUUCAAGUGCAAGAAGACCAGAUGAUUCCCAAGCAUUGGGUCAACUAGGUUUUCAGAUUGGAGAUUAUUUGGAUGUGGCGAUCUUGUGAAGGAGAAAAUAUCGGUGAAUGAAGCUUGAUUGAUUUUGGGCAGUUCUGGCAAUUAUAAAAGUUCAAGUGAACACUUAUGAUGUGCAUUUAUCUUACUAUACACUUAUGAACACUUAUGUCAUUGAACCGGUUAAACCGGUUGAACCGGAAAUCAAUGGCCUCACCGGUUCGGCUACUGGUUCGGUUUUUAAAACACUGGAUAUUAGUAUGAUAGUUUAUGCUAGCUAGCUUAUGUAAGAAUGUUAGGAUUAUUAACUAAGCAAAGACUAACUUUGAUGACUCCAGUAUUCAUCAUGUGCACUGGCAGUGCAGAUACUUAGCGUCAAUCUGCCUUGUUAUGCGACAACAUUCGACUACCACCUAAUUGAAUGCGAUCCCAUGUGGCUAAACUGUACAUGAUUACAUUUA